AUGGCUGGAAAAACCUCUCUCUUGUCCUGCGACGAGGACACCUUCACAAUGAGGUUAGAUGAGCCUGCGAUGGUCAUGGAUAAAACUCUUUCACAAGCCGAAAUGGUAGGCAUCAUUCAGGAACAGGCCUCAGAACUAGGGACGCUGAAGGCUGAAGUUAACGCUCUCGGUGACCAGGUCGCCAAACUCAACGCCCUCAUGUUGAAAUCCCCAGUUCACUUGGCGGCAGACCAAGCGAUUAAAGCAUCCGAGCAGCAAAUACCAGAUACAGCAAGAGUGUUACAGGCAGACGCGGCUGCUUAG
This is a messenger RNA of Echinostoma caproni, 303 nucleotides long. The record is from the annotation of a GenBank genome assembly. NCBI's taxonomy places the organism in Eukaryota, Metazoa, Platyhelminthes, Trematoda, Plagiorchiida, Echinostomatidae.